Molecule: messenger RNA, 681 nt
Organism: Hibiscus syriacus
Lineage: Eukaryota; Viridiplantae; Streptophyta; Magnoliopsida; Malvales; Malvaceae
Product: 40S ribosomal protein S4-like
Exons: 2
Coding region: 1-582 (193 amino acids)
Biological process (GO): translation
Cellular component (GO): ribosome; cytosolic small ribosomal subunit
Molecular function (GO): RNA binding; structural constituent of ribosome
Source: RefSeq, a predicted model, not a curated record
AUGGCCACGGACGGUCAAAGCAGGCCGCGACGACGGCGCAUUCGCGAGCAAAGCUCGCUGGUUUCGAGCGAACGCGACUUCGGGUCGACGGCAGCAGGAACGGAGUUAAAGGAGACGAGUAGUUUUCAUGCCAUCACUGGUGAUGAAACCAAGUUUAAGCUGUGCAAGGUUCGAUCUGUCCAAUUUGGCCAGAAAGGUAUUCCAUACCUCAAUACAUAUGAUGGGCGUACUAUCCGCUACCCGGAUCCUCUUAUAAAGGCUAAUGACACCAUCAAACUGGACCUCGAGAGCAACAAAAUUGUUGAUUUCAUUAAGUUUGAUGUUGGAAAUGUCGUCAUGGUGACUGUAGGAAGGAACAGAGGCCGUGUUGGAGUGAUUAAGAACAGAGAGAAGCACAAGGGUAGCUUUGAGACUAUCCAUGUUCAAGAUGCUGCUGGGCACGAGUUUGCAACUCGUCUGGGCAACGUCUUCACCAUUGGAAAAGGAACAAAGCCAUGGGUAUCCCUUCCCAAGGGCAAGGGUAUCAAGUUAUCAAUCGUUGAGGAAGCUAGGAAGAGGCUUGCAGCCCAAAAUGCUGCUUGAACAUUAGCACAAGAUAUCCAGAUAUGUUUUGCUGUUGUAGUUUGUUCUGGAGUUGAUAGAUUGCUUGUUUUCUGUUAUGAGAAAUUUUGAGAACUUUUU